Messenger RNA from Linum trigynum, 6688 nucleotides. The record is from the annotation of a GenBank genome assembly. NCBI's taxonomy places the organism in Eukaryota, Viridiplantae, Streptophyta, Magnoliopsida, Malpighiales, Linaceae.
UUCCAAAAAUUGGGUUAGGCGAAAAGGAAAACCAAAAUAUAGACGCAUUUUACAAAUCAAAAGAAAAAAAUACCACCAUUUGACCUCCAAUUUGGGACCUCACAACGGGUCCACCCGACUGGUGUAUGUGACCCAUUUUUCUCACCGAACCAAAAUCAAAACGGAUCAACCAACGAAUCGACCUGCGAUUGCCAACUUUUAAUUCAAAAGCAAAUGGAAUAAGAGGAACAAACAAAAUGAAAAGAAAUAAAUAACUAAUUCAUUGUCUAGAUGGCUUUUACCAAAAAGGUAGUGAUUAAACUAUGGGGGAAAAACAGUGAUUGAAAAGGAAGAUGUGAGGGACGUGGGUAGUGGAACUGUAAAAGAAGGAAUUUAUAGAUUAUAGUUAUUAUCUGUUAAAGAAAAAGAAACGGCAAGAGAGAGGAAGUGACAAAUUAACCCUUCCCAUACAUGCGGUUUGAUCAGCAAAGGCUGACGUGGCAAAUACUUUUUAUUGACAUUGGCUUAUAUGUUUUUGUAGAUGCUACAAUUUACAUAAAUCGUUGUAAACGUUAAAAAAAUUCAUUCUAUAUACUUUUAUUUUUACGUAUCUAAUUGUUUAUUAUUAGUUAUCAAUUACUAACUAUAAAUUACUCUGUGUGAAAUAGCUCUUUUAAUGGCUUCUUCUAAUUAAUUGAUUGGAAUUGAUAAUUUUACGCUUAUUUCAUGUAUUUUAUUUAAAUCGUCAUAAUCAACAAUAACCAAUUAUAGUACAGAUUGUACUAUUUCAUUUACUUCAUUGACACAGUGAUAUGAACGAGUUUGACAACGUUGGUUAAAUUGUUUCACCAAUAUACCAACGUUUAUUAUAAUCUAACGAAAAAUCAUAAUCGCUCGACAAACGUAUAGCCCUUUUAUCAUUUUGUAUUUCCUUAUCAACACUUCCAAACCAACAAAAGAAACCAUAACCUGCCAGUAGGGAUGGCAACAAAACCCGAACCCAUGGGUACCCACCCGACCCAACCUGGUCAACGCGGGUAAAACCCGUGUUGAUGGGUUUUGGGCCUGGUUCGGGUUUAAACUCGCUACACUAUUCACCGGGUCGGGUUGAGUUUGGGUUUAGGUAAACCCGCCUCAUGGGUACCCGCCCACACAUAUAAUUACUUUCCCGGUAUAUUUAAUAUUCUAAAUAAUAUAUCUUCCUUAAAUAACUAAUAUUCUAUAUGUUUGUGGAGACAUGUAUAAUUUGUUCUUUCUAAUUGUUUAGAAUGAAGUUGAUAUUAUGAAGUGGAGAGUGAAGAAACUUAGUUGACGAGGAAGAAGUUUUCAAUUAAUCUUAUUGUUUAUAUAUGAUUAUCUUUAAUUUUGAACAAUUUGUAUUGAUCAUUUGCGGUUUGCUUGUAUGCUCUGGAUUAAUGUUUUUUGUAUGAUUAAUUUGUAUGAGAAAAUUGAUGUUAAACUUGUUAUUGUAAAUUUUUACCACAAAAACCCACGGGUACCCAUGAACCCACAGAUACCCAGCGGGUUGGGUUGGGUUUGAGUUUUUCAAACCCAACAAAUUUUAUCCCGGAUUUUUUUGGCGGAUAAACCCAUGAAUUUGGGUUUGACAAAACCCACCCCAACCCGACCCUUAACUGUCAGGUCAAGGCGCCUAGCCAACUGCCAAUGGAUUUUCUUUUCCUCAAUUUCGGAAUUUUCAUAUGAUUGUAAUUUCCCUUUCCAAAUUCCAGUUGGAAAAGAAAAGGCCAGUUGCCUUUUCUGGUGGAUUCUUUGUUCACUCGAAACAAUUUACCCACACACAACAGAAGAAGAGAAGAAGAAGAAGUUCACACAGAGCCCGCAUCAGCGACAGCUUCAGAUACUUCUUUUCUUCUCCUAUCCUCUCCUCUUCUUUCUCCCCGCAACUUGACCAAAAAAUCUUCGUAUCUACCUAACAAUUGGUGGUUUUCCAUGGUUUCUAACCUCUUCCGCUCCAAUUGAGGAUUCAUGUUCUGAGCUCUAUUUCAUUUUCGUUCUCCGAGGGCUCUUUCCUCUCUGGUAAAUGGCAGAUGCUAUCCUGUUGCCAUCUUUUCGGGUUUCUUCCUCCCUGCUUACCACGGCCUCUGCUUCCACCUUGAAUUCCUCUUCCCAGCCUUCUAUUUCGCCCCUUAGCUCAUGUUCGGACAGGAGGGCUUCACCCUUUCUGUUCGUCUCUUCUGAUGGCGUCUCUCCCUUUGUUCCUGCCCCAAAGAAGCAAUUCCACUCCUUAAAGGUACUAGCUUUUACCUUCCCAAUUGUGGGUUUUGCCUUGUAAUUAGUGGUGCUCUAAUGGGGGGUUUCAGCUGGAGCCAUGGUUAGGAGUGCCCUUUUGUCGGAAUUGAAUUCUUAAGCAUUGGCAUGCCGUGAUUAGGAAUUUUCGAUGCCUGAUAUUCCAGAUUGUGCUUGAAGUUCAGUGUCCGGUAAUUUUCUCUGUGAAACUGUUGACGAACACCGUUUAUAAACUAACUGAAUCACUAAAAAUCAAUGUUGCUCUUAUGUUUUACAUGCAUAGUUUGUAAUGCUCUGCGUACUUACUCGCAAUUACAUAAUGCGCCGUCUUAGCUUUCCUUGGAGUUCUUAAGUCGCUGGUUGUUUUGCUAUGCUUUACUCCCUAUCAUUUUGGAUCAAUCUUUGGAGCUGAUUCAAGCCAUGGACAAUGUCUGACUCUGACUUGUAUUGGCCUUAUGAUAUUUCAAGAUUGCAGACUACACCAUUUAUAUGUAAAUGGUAUACAUAACUCGCAGGACCACUUGCUUGUUAUGUAAUUCCAAGCUUACUAUUGAAGUUAGUUUUUGUGCUUUCUGGUCAUGAGGCUGGACCUUCCUGUAAAAUAUGCUUAAAUAGUCCAGGCAUGUUCGCCUAGGAAAGCCGAUUUCGUUCUACCAUAAAUGGUUCCAAUAAGAUACUGCAUCUUAUCAAAACUUGGACUUUUCAUAGUUGGGAGUUCUGUGAAUUGCGGUCGGUUAGUCAACCAAAUAAUAUAUAUGAAGCAUCUAUGGAAGUUGAUUAGUCAAGGUCAAUUAAUUUGUUCUUGAUUCUCCAUAACCAAUACUCUAUGUAUAUGAUGGAAAUUCGCCUUCUAAUAAGUACGGUUUGCAUGUUGAAUGGAUGCCACUUAUAACGUGACUGACUGCUCUGCUGGAACAUCUUUUGGCUGAAUUUAUAUAUGGGUCUAUUUGGGUGCUGAGAUGAUUUUGUUUUCUGCCUUCAGGUACAUGCAACUAUUGCUGAGACAGACCAGCCAAAAUGGUGGGAGAAAAAUGCUGGGCCAAAUAUGGUUGAUAUUCAUUCUACACCAGAAUUUUUAAGUGCCUUGAGUGAAGCUGGAGAGAGAUUAGUUAUUGUGGAAUUUUAUGGAACAUGGUGUGCUUCUUGCCGAGCAUUGUUUCCCAAGGUAUUUAUAAUGUCUGUUCACAUUGUGUAGCUACAUUUUCUGUCAGGCUUUCUUAGAGUCGUUUCAGACAGCAACACAAACAAAAUUUGUGCUUCUUCUGAUCUGCCAAUUCAAUAUUUGAUAGCUUUUUAAGUGUUCUAAUAGAAGCUUCCAUAGAAUUGUGUGCUAGAAUGCUACACUCAUGAUCUUGGAAUCUAGGUUAGUGCCAAUUUGAGUUGGCAUUGCAAAUGUUCAAUGAUUGCUAAAAGCCAGGAGAGGAAAUUCAUAUCUACAUGAUCUUGUUAUGGUAGACGUGAUGCAUCAUGAGAACACAAAAUCGAAUCAGUUGGCAAAUCAUUUUUGGUUUAGUUUAGGUCUAUGGCGUCUCAAUGUGUGUCGUAAAGCAUUCUAUGACUCUGGAGUUUCCUGGGCAGAACGUCAUAUAUCUUACUGAGCAGUGUUAGCACAUACCCAUGACCUAUACUGAAAGCAAAGAUGAGAUUUAAUUUCAACAAAAGAACCGAUGGAAAUUGUGUAGAUAACCUUUUGCGAGAUGAUCCAAACUAGUUGAGUAGAAAGGAUGAAAGCCAUUUAAGCCCUCUGAUACCUGAUAUGCUUAGGUGAAUUUUUCAAUUUUAAUGCAAAGAGUGACUGUUACUUACAUCUUGUUUAAUUCUUGGUGGUUUCAACAGAAUAAGACAAUAUAUUGGUUUGUUCUUUCUACCUUUUGUGCUUCUUCCUAUGGCAGACCGCAAGUUUGUGACUUGGCAAGUUCAUACCGAGUCUUGUCCUGUCUUAGCUUGCCUAAAAAAUGGUCUCUGAGCUAUAUCUUUAAGCUUUUGCGGUAACUCCCUGUUUUUUCAUAGAAAGUUAUGACAAAGUUGGACAAAAAACAUGGGCGUUCUUUCUUGUAAUGUGGAAUACCUCUUUGUGCUGAGUUUAUCAUGUGAAUGGAUGUGCCAGCUCUGCAAGACCGCCCAAGAACACCCGGAGAUUCUAUUCCUGAAGGUCAAUUUUGAUGAAAACAAGCCAAUGUGUAAAAGCCUGAAUGUUAAGGUGCUUCCUUUCUUCCAUUUCUACCGAGGGUCUGAAGGUCAACUGGAAGCCUUCUCUUGUUCGCUUGCUAAGGUCAGUAUCUUCUUUCCGCACCCUCAACAAAAGAUUAUGCAUAUUUUCACAUGGUGACUGUUGAUUCAAACCCGAAGAAGAAAAUUGAACAAUCUUCUGUGAUCUCUAUCUUGGGAAAACAGUCUAGGGUAGGCACGAUGAUGCAAACGAAGUGUAUAGAAUAAGUGUUUAGUCCAUUAAGAUUGAGUUAGCUUUAUGAUUACGAGUAUCAGAUCAUUGUAGGGAAUCUCAGAAUAGGCUCUCAUGACCAGCCGAAAAAUUCGAACCCCAUUGACCAACUUCAGCUGAACUUUAGUAUAAUCAAGGUUACUGAAUUCACUUGCUACACGCUAACUUAUGCACGAUCCUUCCCUCCGAAACACGGUGACAUUGCAGUUUCAAAAGAUAAAAGACGCAAUCGUGAAGCACAGCACAGAACGUUGCAGCAUUGGUCCACCAAAGGGCGUAGGAGAGCUCACUCUCGAUUCCAUUGCUGCUCCGAAGGACAACCUUCCUUCAUGAACCAGCAUUCUUUCUUCCCUACACGUAUAUUUAUUCUCCAGGAUUUGCGAGCUGGUAUUGACUUGAAAUUAGCCUCCAUUGUUACUUAUCUCCAGGACACAUAUAUAAGUCGAGUGUAUAUGUUUCUUUCCCCCCCUCUGCUGUAACAUUCUCUCUCUGUAAGCUAUGUCUCUUCCUUCAGAAAAUUCUUUCUUUUGCCAUUUUUCUGUCGUGAUGCUUGUAAUUUCAGCAGCUCAAUUGCUAAUGAAAUCCCAUAGACGCAUUGUAUAUUAUUUGAUUUUCGUUUUCAGUUAAGAGGUUGAUGAAUUUGGCUACAAUGCUUACGCCGUUGGAUUGAAUGUCUAGCGUACUAUAAUCGUUGGAUGCUGGUGAUCGAAAUGACUAUCGGAUUAUAUAUUUAACGAUUGUAGAUCACGUAUAAUCCAACGAUGUAAGAACAUGCUUCGGUCAUGGGUUGUAAGGUAUAGUAAUUAUUUUGAUCAUAAAUAAAUAAAUAUUAAAUAUUGAUAGCAGCGACUCUAGCGAAAGUCAAGGACGCCAAUGGAAGUUGGUUGCUUGUGCAAUCUUCUUCUCCUCCCUCCCCUGUCUCGUUUCAUUUUUCCUCGGCUGGACAAAUCAUCAAGUGCAUCAUUUUCUCUCUAUCUCUCCGGUGUGGAGAUCGGGAGAAAUGACGAGAUACGGAACAAUUCCAUCGUCGUCGCAAUCACAGCCGCCGUCGCCGUUUCCUUCGUCGACGAUCCCACCCACCUGGGCUCAAAAUAUCAGACCCACCGUCGAGAACCUCAUCGCCACCGCCAGGCCAUGGAAGCUCAUGAUCCAACCCCAAUCCCUCACACUCCCAGCCACAUUAAACCAAUCCAUCGACAGAAUCAACGCCAACGUUGCCUUCUUCCGUAGCAAUUACGCCAUCCUCGCCGCAUCUGCCCUGUUCCUCUCCUUGCUCUGGCACCCUGUCUCCUUCAUCCUCUGCCUCGCCGUCGCCGCGGCGUGGCUGUUCCUCUACGUCCUCCGGAGCGGCGAGGAACCCUUGGUGGUUAAUGGGCAGGUCGUCGGCCAGAGGACGGUGGUGUCGUGGCUGCUGGUCGGUACAAUUCUGGUGCUUUUGUUUACGGAGGUGGCGGAGGACAUGGUCGUGGGGUUGUUCUCCGGGAUCGCUUUGAUCGUUGCCCAUGGAGCGUUGAGGGAGACCGACGACCUGGUGGCGGCCAUCGGCGGUGGAGUUGUGCAGGAUCCCGAAGCGUUUGGAUCGUCGGCGGUUGCGAUUCCCGGCUCGUACCAAGCCAUCGGCAAUAAGAAUAUUAACAUGUAGCUACAAACAGAUCAUUGCUGGGGAAAUUGUGAAUAUGUUUUUUCUACGAUUAAAGCUUGUUUAAGACGUGUAAUUUGGCUGAAUAUCUAUAUGGCAUGUAAUUUGUCCAUACAAUCUUACUCUGACACACUGCUUCCUCUAAUGAUCAUCCUCUUAAUCGGACGCCGGUGGCUGCUGCAGCCGAUGUUUGUAACGACUGGGUCGGAGGCUCCGGCGGCCGUCGCCAUAACAGAGUGUCUGUGGGUGACCUCCCUAAGUUUGGCAAAAGAUGGGGCUACACCAGCUUCAGGUUGAAUCAGUUUCGGACCCAUGAAUUUUUCAUAGGGGUGUCCUUAUUUAAAAAAUAAAUAUAAAAUAAUUAAUAAAAAUAAAAUGUAAAU